AUGAAGGAGAGAAACAUGUAUUUGGUUGGAGAAGGGAAAGGGAAUAAUAGUAAUAAUAGAAUGGUUAGUAGUUAUCAAAGAUCACAACUUGUUGGAAAUGGAAAAAGAAGAUUGAUCAAUUCAAAGAGUUAUUUCAGUUUAGAAUCUUUAUUGUUGUUGCUAUGUCUUACGGCUUCCCUUUUGAUCUUGCCACUUAUGCUGCCGCCCUUGCCGCCGCCUCCUUUUGCCCUUUUACUACUACCAAUUGGGAUUUUGGCUUUGCUAAUCAUCUUGGCCUUUACACCCUCCUCUUCUUCAUCUUCAUCUUCUUCUUCUUCCAAUGCUCCAAGAGAUGUUACUUGUUAUAUGUAA
Messenger RNA from Impatiens glandulifera, 351 nucleotides. Its product is annotated as protein AUXIN-REGULATED GENE INVOLVED IN ORGAN SIZE-like. The coding region runs from base 1 to 351 and encodes 116 amino acids. The transcript has a single exon. Gene Ontology annotation, biological process: positive regulation of organ growth. NCBI's taxonomy places the organism in Eukaryota, Viridiplantae, Streptophyta, Magnoliopsida, Ericales, Balsaminaceae. The record is from RefSeq and is a predicted model, not a curated record.